Molecule: messenger RNA, 399 nt
Organism: Paramuricea clavata
Lineage: Eukaryota; Metazoa; Cnidaria; Anthozoa; Malacalcyonacea; Plexauridae
Source: the annotation of a GenBank genome assembly
AUGCAUGACGAAGACUGCAGAUUUGGCCUGCGUGUUAAAAAUAAGAAAAAUGAAAAGUGGAUCGCUUAUGGAGAUGAUUAUCUUAUUAAGACUGGAGAUAAAGAUAAUUUUCAACGAGUCGUCAAGGCAGCAAAUACAUCUGCUUAUCAAGUGAUCCAAGCAUACCAAAAUCCUGAUCGUGAGAUAGACGUAAAUGAUGUGCUGAAUCUGAUACCAUUUGUCGACCCUGAUGCAGUCAACAAUACUCCUUUGUUCCAGGUAAAAGAUGGUAAAUUACAAGUUCGUGUUAAUCUGGACGAUCUGCAGAGUAAAGAGAUCUCACCAGACUGGACUGGAGUAGGAAGACUUGCAGAACUUUUUGUCUACAAACCUACAAACUCUGCGUUACCACCUGCCUAA